UGCUGGACGUAGUGUCAUUCACUGAUCACACGCAGGGGUUGCAUUUAAGCCUGGGAGGUUUGGAGGGAAGAGGCAGAUGCUGAUGCAGGUUUAAGGCAGAAAAAAAAAAAAUAACAAACCCAAACUAACAUCAUGAGUAUGAACUACGCGUCUGCGGCGCCCACGCAGAGGUCGACGUCGUUUUUCAUUGAGGACAUCUUAUUGCACAAACCCAAGCCGCUGAGAGAGGUCAUUCCCUCGCCGUUCUGCAGCUCCCUGGCCUCCCGGAUGCCCAUUUUGGAGUAUGGAUACCCACUGAUGCCAACCCCGAUACUGGCGCCGCAUCCGCACCAUCCUCUGCACAAACCAGAGCAUCACCAGUACUUCUUCACAUCUGGGAUGCAGAUGCCGGCCUUGUUCCAGCACCACGCGGAGUUACCGGGGAAACACUGCAGACGCAGGAAGGCCCGGACGGUUUUCUCCGACUCGCAGCUGUCCGGCCUGGAGAAGAGGUUUGAAAUCCAGCGGUACCUGUCCACACCGGAGAGAGUGGAGCUGGCCACGGCGCUCAGCCUGUCCGAGACACAGGUGAAAACGUGGUUUCAGAACCGGCGGAUGAAGCACAAGAAGCAGCUGAGGAAAGCGCAGGACGAGCGGAAGACGCCCGGGGAGCUGGACCGAUCCGCGGAGAACUCCAGCGAGAGCGAACUGAACGACAAGAGCGCGGAGGAGCUGAAACACGGACUGGAGCCGGACUCGUACAUGCUGGAGGAAAACGACGACGACGUGGACAUCGAGGAUGACAUUUGUUCACCGGAUCAUCUACUAUAGUAGGCUGCAGAGUUGUUUCAUACGCAGCGACUUUCACACUGUAAAUGUACUGUAGAUAAUACACACAGGUUGCUGUUUUAAAAA
Messenger RNA from Lates calcarifer (barramundi perch), 894 nucleotides. RefSeq names its product brain-specific homeobox (gene bsx). The transcript is spliced from 3 exons. Gene Ontology annotation, molecular function: DNA binding; DNA-binding transcription factor activity, RNA polymerase II-specific. The record is from RefSeq and is a predicted model, not a curated record. The coding region runs from base 133 to 810 and encodes 225 amino acids. Gene Ontology annotation, biological process: regulation of DNA-templated transcription. Lineage: Eukaryota; Metazoa; Chordata; Actinopteri; Centropomidae.